AUGUCGAAGCGGUUAACUAAACGUUAUCUGACCUCAUCAGACACAUAUGAGUGUCCGCUGUCUUCAGAUACUCAGGCUGUGGCUCUGGAGGAACUACGGGAAACUCCUAACGCGAGGAGUCAGGCUCUCGAUGCCCUCAGGAAGUGGUUGGAACAGAAUCCAAAGUUCAUGGCAAUCAGAAUGGAUUCGGUAUUCCUGCUUCGGUUCCUCCGCACGAAGAAGUUUAGCGUCCCGAUGGCACAAGAGGCGAUCGAGCGUUACAUACUAUUGCGUCAGUCCUGGGGAAUCGCUUUUAACCAGCUCGACCACACGCUGCCAACUAUGACAGAAAUCAUUGAUUUAGGGUACAUUUUUGUGAGUCCAUACAAAGACAAAGCCGGUAGACGUGUUGUAAUAUACAGACCAGGUGUAUUUGAUCCAUAUAAAUACACGAACCAGGACAUGUGUCGUGUGAUGGGGAUUUGCUAUGAGACUUUAAUGGAGGACGAGGAGUCGCAGGUGCAGGGGCUGGUGCACUUCGCGGACGGCGGCGGUGUCGGCUUCCCCCAUCUCACGCUAUUCACUCCUAAAGAAGCUGUGAGAAUCGUUAAAAAUGGCGAGCGUACAAUUCCAUUAAGACACAAGGAGAUCUACGGUGUAAACGUGCAUCCCACUAUAAAGUUCGCAUUGGACUUCGGCAUGGGUUUGAUAUCAGAAAAGAUAAGAAAGCGAGUGAAACUGUACACGGCUGUAGAUGACGUCGAGAUCGAUAAGAAACUGCUGCCUAAGGAAUAUGGAGGCAUAAUGCCGAUGAAAGACAUGAUCGAACUAUGGAAGAAAGAGUUGUCAGAUAAGCGCGGAAUUUUGUUGUUGAACGACAAGAUGGGUGUGCGUUUGGAAAUGUACAGCGAGGCGGCGCGCGAGGGCGCUGUGUCUGCAUUACGCGGCAAUACUUCGUGCAACGACGCGGUCGGCGACGCCAUGAGAGGUCUCACUGGCAACUUUAGGAAGCUAGAAGUUGAUUAAAUUUCAUUUAAAAAAAUCCUUAACUAAAUUUGUAAAAGUGGGAUUUUCCAAUUAAAAACCUGUAUUAGAUACACGACUGAUUUCAACAGUAAUUACUACUUUAAAUAUAGGUGUAGGUAGCAUAUAAAAACAACAACACUAAAAAUUAAUUUUGGUAAAAGAUGAAAUGUUCUCAGAUAUUAAAAUAAUAACCUCUUUCAAUGUAAUUAGUUUAGGGAUAUGGUAUGUAAUGUAAAGACGCGUAUACGAA
Messenger RNA from Papilio polytes (common Mormon), 1255 nucleotides. Its product is annotated as alpha-tocopherol transfer protein-like. The transcript has 6 exons. Gene Ontology annotation, cellular component: membrane. The record is from RefSeq and is a predicted model, not a curated record. NCBI's taxonomy places the organism in Eukaryota, Metazoa, Arthropoda, Insecta, Lepidoptera, Papilionidae. Gene Ontology annotation, molecular function: phosphatidylinositol bisphosphate binding. Bases 1 to 1005 code for a protein of 334 amino acids.